UCUUCUUCUCCUUCUUCUCUCUCUCUUAAAACCCCCUCCUCUCUCUCUCUUAAAACUCUCUUACCUCCUCUGUCUCUCUCUCUCUCUCAACACACUCACAUUCAUUCUUUGCUUCCUCCUUUUAUAUCACGAGAUCCCCAUCUCUUUCUUUCUUUCUUUCUUUCUUUCUUCCUCUUCCCUCUCUCGCUUAAUGUCUUCUUCAAAGUCCUUGAGUCUCAGUUUUUCCUCUUUCUUUGCCUUUGUUUCUUGGAGCUUUCUUUCUUCUACUUCGAUUGACGGAUAUUGCUGAUAGUCUAACAUUCUUUAAACAAAGUGAGACAGCAAGGCGGAGAGAGGGAGGGGAAGAGUACUUAAAGUGCCCUUUUCUGUCGGUUGGUUGUUUGCUUGUUCAGAAAAUGUCGCAUUCUGGAAAACCUAUUUCGGACCCAGGGUUAACUGAACUUUCCGAUCAGCUCCGUGACUCACUCGGUUGGGAUACUAACAAGCCUGAUUUCCGUGAACUCGAUCUGGGCUCGCCGGUUUCCCCACUUCGGACUCGUCAGACUGGACUUGCUCCAACUACCACUACAACUACUACCACCACCAGUAGCAGCUCUAGCUCAUCCGGAUCUGUGACUGGUCGAAAUGCGGCCAAUCAAAUUCCGAAAAGGCCCGAAUCCUCCCGUAACAACUCCGGCGAGCUAUCCGGCUCUAGCGAGAAUAGUCCGACAGCCACGACCCGGAAUCCUAAAACUGGUCAGACCAGAUCCGAUUCGGGGACCACCCAGCCGUUAAUCUACUCUGGGCAAGGCUCUGUUACCUCCCCGCCGGUGAAUGUACUUCCCACUGGAAACAUCUGUCCGUCAGGGAAGAUCUUGAAAACCGGCAUGGCAACCAGCCGGAGUCCAAGAAGCGACAUGCUGGGAUCCGGGUCGGGACUCUACGGCCACGGCAGCAUAAUGCGAGGGGGCGUCAGUGCAGCCAAGACUUCGAAUCUUGAACCUGCGAACCCCGCGGCUAAUACGCGAGGAAUUGGCAGCAGUCAUAGCGGAAUAGGUGGAGAUACUUGGCUGAAAAGAGGAAUGGCGAGUAUGGACCCAGAGACGGUGAAGAGAGCGGGGAAUGAGAUGUAUAAAAAGGGCCAUUUUGGGGAAGCGUUGAGCUUGUACGAUAGGGCUAUAGCUUUGUCUCCGGCCAAUGCGGCGUAUCGGAGCAACCGGGCGGCUGCAUUGACUGGCUUGGGACGGGUAGCAGAGGCGGUAAGGGAGUGCGAGGAAGCAGUGAGAUUGGAUCCGAAUUAUUGGAGGGCUCAUCAACGUUUGGGAUCUUUGCUUCUAAGAUUAGGACAUAUUGACGCCGCCAGGAAGCACCUUUAUUUGCCAGGUUUGCAGCUAGAUCCCAUUGAGUUGCAGAAGUUACAAGCAGUGGAGAAACAUAUAAGCAAAUGUGCAGAAGCCCGGAAAAUUGGUGAUUGGAUAAGUGUAUUAAGGGAAAGUGAUGCUGCUGUUUCUGCUGGAGCUGACUCUUCCUCUCUGCUCUUUCUGUGUAGAGCAGAGGCCCUUUUGAAGCUGCACCAACUUGAUGAUGCUGAAUCAGCCCUAUCAAACAUCCCAAAAGUGGAACCACCCUGUUCACAACUGACCAGGUUUUUUGGGAUGGUUUCUGAAGCUUAUCCUUUCUUUGUCAGAGCCCAGAUUGACAUGUCACUUGGAAGGUUUGAGAAUGCAGUUACAGCUGCUGAGAAAGCUGCGCAGGUAGAUCCACGAAAUGCUGAAAUUGUGGCACUUCAUAAAAAUGUGAGAUUGGUGACAAGGGCUCGUGCCCGUGGCAACGAUCUCUUUAAAUCUGAGAGGUUCACUGAAGCAUGCUCAGCAUAUGGGGAAGGGCUCAGACUUGAUCCUUCAAAUUCUGUUCUGCACUGCAAUAAGGCAGCUUGUUGGUUUAAGCUUGGGAAAUGGGAGCAGUCCAUUGAAGACUGCAACCGUGCAUUAAGAAUCCACCCUAGUUACGCAAAGGCUCUUCUUCGAAGGGCUGCUGCAAACAGUAAGCUAGAAAGGUGGGCAGAUGCUGUGAAGGAUUAUGAGCUUCUAAGAAAGGAACUUCCAGAUGAUAAUGAAGUUGCAGAAUCUCUAUUUCAUGCCCAAGUUGCUUUAAAAAAGUCUCGUGGGGAGGAGGUUUAUAACUUGAAGUUUGGUGGUGAAGUGGAGGAAGUAUCAAAUCUUGAGCAGUUCAGAGCUGCAAUAUCGUUCCCAGGCAUUUCUGUUGUCCACUUCAAAACAACCUCUAACUCACAAUGCAAGCAAAUAUCUCCAUUUGUGGACACACUGUGUAGUCGUUACCCAUCACUUAACUUCCUCAAGGUGGAUAUUGAUGAAUGCACAGCAGUAGCAAAUGCUGAGAAUGUGAGAAUUGUACCAACAUUCAAAAUAUACAAAAAUGGGAGCCGAGUGAAGGAAAUCAUCUGUCCAAGUCGAGAUGUGUUGGAACACUCGGUGAGGCAUUAUAGCUGUUAGAAACUCAUGACUGUAUUGUAAUUCUUCUUCUUCUUCUCUUCCAUAAUUUGUGCAUUUCUUUCUUUCUUCCUGCACAAAUUCUCUCCCAUUUUGAUGGGAAUUCUUCCACUUCCUUCAAACCUUUUUCUCCCACCACCAUACGAGGAUUACCUGAUACUUGUGACAUAAGUCGAGCUACAAAAUAAUAAUUAGCACCAAUGCCAGAAGGAACCCCAGAGAGGUAGUUUAGUUUACUUUUUGCAGUUUCUAUUAAUUCAUUCAUUCCUCAUUGCUCUGUGGUUCCUUGUUCUUCCUCCGUCCUUUUGUUAUUCUUUUUUUCCCUUCCGUUUCUUUGUAUUUUUCCAUACCUCCGCAUAGGCCGGCCAGCCUGUAUCUGCGAGAAUUUUGGGAGAGAAAAAAAAAGAAUGGAGGACAUGUACAAUUUGAUUAAAGUUGGGUUAGUUAGCUACAAAUUAGAAUGAAGGGAUGAGGAGGGAGAUGAAAAUAUUGAAUAAAGAGAGAGGAGUGGGAGAACAGGCUGGUAGAAGAGGAUCUUUACAUGUAUAUAUCUGUGAUGAUAUUGUUGCAAUGCAAGAACAUUGGAAGGCAUGAGGAAGACAUGCUAGUUUGGUGGGUACUUAGUUACGGGGUUAGUGAAAGGAGGAUGAAAAAUGUUGCUAUUAAUACUGUUGUUUCUCUUCUCAACCAUUUCAUCAAUAAAAAUUCUCAAUUUUUUCUUUCCUUGUCUUAACCUUCCCCUAU
Messenger RNA from Carica papaya (papaya), 3233 nucleotides. It is a transcript of the gene TTL1, whose product is annotated as tetratricopetide-repeat thioredoxin-like 1. Gene Ontology annotation, molecular function: protein binding. The record is from RefSeq and is a predicted model, not a curated record. Lineage: Eukaryota; Viridiplantae; Streptophyta; Magnoliopsida; Brassicales; Caricaceae. Gene Ontology annotation, cellular component: cytoplasm.